AUGAACUUCUAUCCAGUCCCACCAGUCAUCGAAGCUCGAGUUCUAACACGCAUCCCGGAAGAGCUGCGUUGCAAGGGCGAAAGUGAUUGGCGUGGAGGCUUCACUGGAGCCUUUCAAAACAUCUUCCUCGAAGGGCCAACCUGUGACGAGGAUGGUCACCUUUACGUGACCGAUAUACCUUACGGUCGCAUACUCAGGAUAGACAAACAUAGCAAGCAGGCUACUGUUUGUGUGCAGUACGAUGGAGAACCUAAUGGCAUGUCACGCCGUAAGGAUGGUAAAUUCGUUGUUGCAGACUACAGAAAGGUAAGCAGCAUCGAAAGCAAUUCGCUUGAGAAACGUCGGGCUGACAAGUCCACANAGGGCCUUCUUCUGUUCGACCCAAAGUCAAAUCAAGUCUCGCCCCUCCUUACAAGAAACAAUCUCGAGAGUUUCAAGGGUGUCAACGAUGUGAUCAUCGACAGCAAGGGCAAUGUCUUCUUUACUGAUCAAGGACAAACUGGUAUGACAGACCAAUCCGGCAGGGUAUAUCGUCUCGGCAUUGAUGGCAGAUUGGACAAAUUGGUGGAGAACGGUAUCUCUCCCAAUGGGCUUGCUCUAUCGCUGGACGAGCGAUUCCUUUACGUGGCAAUGACUAGGUCAAACGAGGUAUGGAGGCUGCCAUUACAUAGCGAUGGCUCAACAUCGAAGGCCGGGGUUUUCUUUCGAUCUUUUGGCAAUGCGGGGCCUGAUGGAGUUGUGCUGGAUGAAGAAGGCAAUGUACUCAUCUGCCACCCGAGUCUUGGCUCGGUCUUCGUGGUGGACAAGCACGGUGUUCCCAAGGCCAGAAUUGUGAGCGGCUCGGGUGGUAUCAACUUGACCAAUUGCGCGUUCGGAGGCCCAGAGGGAAGGACGCUGUACAUCACAGACAGUCUGGAGGGCAAUGUUCAGACGGUCGAAUGGCACUGUCGAGGCGCGUUGUACAGAUAG
Aureobasidium musti is the source of this 969-nucleotide messenger RNA. Lineage: Eukaryota; Fungi; Ascomycota; Dothideomycetes; Dothideales; Saccotheciaceae. The record is from the annotation of a GenBank genome assembly.